Messenger RNA from Macrosiphum euphorbiae (potato aphid), 3984 nucleotides. The record is from the annotation of a GenBank genome assembly. Lineage: Eukaryota; Metazoa; Arthropoda; Insecta; Hemiptera; Aphididae.
AUGCCUAGACUCAAGGCAAAAAAGAGGCAGUCAACGUCAAGUGGAUUUCAAGGGAAUGAUGAUACGGUGAUUAACGAAAGCGCCGGAAGCUCAAGAACGAUAAACUUUCGUGAUGUGCAAGAAUCACUGUACCCCUUCAGUGGCGACGAUUCAUACUCCGUCGAGAAAUGGGUCGCGGACGUUGAAGAAAUGGCCGAGGUCUGUGGAUGGACCAGUCUCGAAAUAUUCAUUUACGGUAAGCGCCUACUUCAAGGAACUGCAAUGUUGUUUAUCCGCGCUGAGUGUGGUAUUAAGUCCUGGGAAACAUUGCGAGAUCGUCUGAGAGAUGAAUUUAGAAACAGAUUGACGGCUGCUGAUGUGCAUAGACAACUAGCUGCACAAACUAGGCAAGAAGGUGAGACGCUUAUGCAAUUUUUGUACCGAAUGAGAGAACUGGCUAUGCAGGGUUCGGUGCAAGACGAUUCCCUAAUUGAUUAUGUUAUAUCUGGCAUUCAAGAUUCCGAAGUGAAUAAGACUGUACUCUAUGGGGCCACCAACAUCGUAGAGUUUAAGCGGAAAUUAGAGGUAUAUGGUGUGAUAAACCAGCGAAUAUUGGUUGAAGCUAAGAAUAAUAUUAAACCACAUGGACGCCGUUCCGAGCCGUAUAAUCAGCUUAGACCUUCACAGCCAGUUGAUAAGUCUUUACUGCGCUGCUAUACGUGUGGGGUCAAGGGACAUCUGUCUCCAGACUGCCCAGAUGCAGCUAAGGGCAUCAAAUGUUUUGCCUGCCAGUCGCAUGGACAUCGAGCAGCCGAUUGCCCAAAUGCAGGUCGGCGAAAUGAGGACGGGCCACAGAUGUAUCAAGUUAACAGUUUGCCAGCUGAUAACCGAAUUUUUAAGUUGGUCAAAGUCCAGGGUGUGGAUACAGCCGCACUGAUAGAUACUGGUUGUGAUAUGAAUAUCUGUCGCCGUUCAUUCAUGAUGUUGUUAUCUCAAGAAUCAGCAGUAUCUGCCAAAGUCAGGUUGAGUGGACCAGCUGGUUCCUCAUUUUACACCGAAAAAAUGUGUGCUGUAGAUUUGUCCGUGGAUGGAAAUACGUAUCACAUAGACUUAUAUUCUGUGUCGGAUGAUGAUAUUUUGUGUGACUUGAUUAUAGGGAGACAUCUAUUCCAAACGAAGGCUGAGUUGCGUGUUGGACCUAAGUUAAUCGAGAUAUCCAGGGUACCUGAACAAAGAAUAAUGGCCAUCGAGACCUGUAUGGACGAAUUGGAUGUGGGGCACCGGCAGUCACUGCCCACUAUUCAGAGAGUUGUCGACUCGUAUAAACCAGUGGCCGCAAGGUCGGCACCCAUUAAGACAAGCAUAAUACUCAGUGAUGACCAGCCUGUGUACCAACGGCCAAGGAGACUGGCCCCAAAAGAAAAAGCUGCUGUAGAUGAACAAGUUGAUGAAUGGCUGCGAGAAGGGAUCAUACGCCCAAGUUGUUCCGACUAUGCGAGUCCUGUGGUGUUGGUCUCAAAGAAAGAUGGGACGAUGCGUUUGUGUAUUGAUUACCGGUUGCUUAAUAAGAAAGUCAUCAGAGACAGGUAUCCGCUGCCCCUAAUUGAAGACCAAAUUGAUCGACUGCGGGAUGCAGCUGUGUUUAGUGUUCUGGACCUCCGUAAUGGAUUUUUUCACGUGCCAGUCGAAGAGGGGAGUGUAAAGUAUACUUCCUUCGUCACACCUAAUGGUCAAUUCGAGUUCCUUCGCACACCAUUUGGUCUGUGCACCGCCCCUUCAGUGUUUCAAAGAUUUAUUAACUUUGUUUUCAGAGACUUGAUCAAGGCUGGAUAUGUCAUGGCAUACAUGGAUGAUCUGAUAGUUGUGGCCAACAGUAUACCCCAGGGUAUUGAACGAUUGGAAGAAGUCCUAAAAGCUGCUCAAGAGUACGGACUAGAAAUAAAGUGGUCCAAAUGCCAAUUCCUGAAGGAGUCUAUCGAAUAUCUUGGGUAUCGCAUUCGACACAACUCCAUCCGUCCGUCCGAGGCAAAAGUAUCGGCUGUUCGACAUUUCCCCAUACCACACAAUGUCAAGAGUGUACAGAGUUUCCUAGGCUUAACUGGGUAUUUUCGCAAAUUUAUACCUGCAUAUUCUAAUGUGGCUAAGCCCUUGAGUGAUUUGCUUAAGCAGGGAGCUUGUUUCGAGUUUGGACAUAAGCAGGAAGCAGCUGUAUUAGAAUUAAAGAAGCGUUUAACCAGUGAACCCGUAUUAACUAUUUUCAAUCCAGCUGCAGAAGCCAUUGAAUUACAUACUGAUGCCAGUCAAUGGGGCUUCGGGGCAGUGUUGUUACAAUUGGAAAAUGAUGGCGAGCUCCACCCAGUUUAUUUUAUGAGCAAAAAAACAACUGAUCCACAACAGAAGUACCACAGCUACGAGCUGGAGGUGUUGGCCAUUGUAGAGGCAAUAAAGAAGUUCAGGUCAUAUCUCCUUGGGUUGCAAUUCAAAAUAGUGACAGAUUGUGCAGCUUUCACGAAGACACUGGAGAAAAAGGAACUAGCCACUCGGGUGGCUAGGUGGGCAUUGUUACUAUCUGAAUAUGACUAUAAAAUAGAACACCGGGCCGGGUCAAGGAUGCCCCAUGUGGAUUCCUUGAGCCGGUAUCCUGUGUGUAUGGCUAUAAAAAGUGAGCUAUUAGCAAGGUUAGUGAGCGCUCAAGAGGCUGACCCUGAACUGUCAACAUUAAAGUUAGAGUCACAGCGGGACAACAGAGAUGAUUUCAGUGUGGAAGGCGGAUUACUUUAUGAACUAAAAGGUAGUAAAAAGUUAUUAGUUGUACCUAGGGCCAUGUGUCGGGAGAUUAUUCAAGAUAUCCAUAAAAUAGGACACUUAGGUGUUAAAAGGACUGAAGAGCUGCUUAGUCAGGAAUAUUCCAUAGCUGAUGUCUCUAACAAGAUUAAAGAAGUUAUAAGAAAUUGUGUACCAUGUAUACUGAUGAAUCGGAAACAGGGAAAGCAGGAGGGACUCCUAAACUGUAUUGAUAAAGGGGAAUCGCCGUUGUCGACUUGGCAUCUGGACUUCAUGGGACCAUUGACUAGGACCGCCAAGGGUUAUAAUCAUAUUCUUGCCGUUGUGGACGCUUUUACUAAGUUUUGCUGGCUCUUUUCAACUAAAAGCACCACCGCAUAUGAAGUUAUAACAAAAUUGACUACAUUGGAAACCACAUUUGGUAACCCAGAACGAAUAGUGACGGAUCGAGGUGCAGCUUUCACUUCAUUGAGCUUUGAGAGUUAUUGUGAAGACCGAGGAAUCCGUCAUGUACUCAUAACGGCAGGUAUGCCACGUGGAAAUGGGCAAGUUGAGCGUUUGAAUGCUACUAUUGCUAACAUCUUAGCGAAAUUGAGCAUUGAUAAUCCUGAUAGAUGGUGGCAGUAUCUACAUCGGGUCCAAAUGGCGUUGAACAGUUCAUUCCAGAGAAGUAUUGGGAUGACACCUUUUCAGCUAACAUUUGGAGUUGAGAUGAAGCAUCCAGAGAAUGUACAAUUUAGGAAAAUAGUGGAGCAAGAAUAUGUGCAAUGCCAUGUAGAACAACAUCAAGAAGUGAUACGGGAGGCCAAGAGCAAUAUAUUAAAGGCACAAUUAGAACAGCAAAAGACAUACAACAAAAAAAGAAAAGAAGCGACACAGUAUGGGCCAGGUGAUUUGGUAGCUAUUAAACGAACCCAAUUCCUGCCUACUUCAAAGUUAUGUCCUAAAUAUCUGGGUCCAUACUGCGUAACCAGGCGCGCCGGACCCAACAGAUAUGAUGUAAGGAAAAUAGGCACUGGGGAAGGCCCAGUGAAGACUUCAACGGGCUCAGAUUAUAUGAAGAAGUGGAAGGAGAAUCCCAAAGAAGAUGAGUUGUCAUCCGAGAUGGAUGUCAUUCAAGAAGAUGAGUUGUCAUCCGAGAUGGAUGUCAUUCAAGAAGAUGAGUUGUCAUCCGAGGCGGAUGUCAUUAAAGAAGGGGAGAAUGUGGGAUUUCAGCACUAG